Messenger RNA from Trichomonas vaginalis G3, 743 nucleotides. RefSeq lists its product as uncharacterized. The annotation marks the transcript as partial. The transcript has a single exon. The record is from RefSeq and is a predicted model, not a curated record. Lineage: Eukaryota; Parabasalia; Trichomonadida; Trichomonadidae.
AUGGAUAGAAGGUCUGCUAGAAUAAAAGCAGAGUUGCAAAGAUAUGGUUGGAGAGUUUCGAAGAAGUUUAAAUAUAAGAAAGGAAGACCCAUAAAAGUCUAUGACAAACUGGCUGGUCUGACCUAUGAAAUGGACUUAGAAACAGCACGCGCAAAUUAUCCAAACAGAUUAGAGAGGUUAGAAGAAGAACGUCUUAUGGACAUGCCUUUCGAUGUUAGUGAGCCUCAAGUUGAAGGACACGACGGCUUUGCCAGAUUCUACUGGAAACAUGACGAACAAUUGCAUCCUUUGAGAAGGAAAAAAGGAAAAGGUGAAGACAAACAUGCUCCCAUGGAAAGAACAAGAUAUGCAUAUGAAAAGUACCGUGAAGUUAGAAGUCAAAUUACAUCUGGUCGAACCUUUACAGUAAACUUUGACGAAGGAAAGAACAAAGAAGGCUUCAUGGGUGUACUUGCUGCCAUACAAGAUGGAAAUAAGAAAGGAUACAAUCUCAGAUUGACCAUAACAGAUUUGGACGGUCAUAUAUACUAUGCGCAUGGCAAUGUCACAACAGCCGCACAACUUCUUGACGCUUUCAAGACUACAAAGAGAGAACAAAUGUUUGACUCCGACUCAGACAUUUUGAAUGCAAUUGAAGGAAUUGUAAGCGUGAAGUUCGAAUGGUACCAACCUAACCCUCAAGCAGUCAGACAACAUGCUGGAUACUUCCCGUUCAUAAAUAAGUCUGACAUUGACUUGACAAG